AUGGUUGCUUCACAAUAUCCCGUCCGCCCUGCCCUUCGUCACGAUGAAGAAGAAAACACCGGCUACGUAGACCCAUGGGUAGUUUCCCCAGGUGAAACAGCGCACGUCAAGAUCUCCUCUACCAAGCCCAAGCUCAAAUAUCAACUCGUCAGACUCCUUCAAGGCCUCGACAUGCCCCAUGCCCCAGCCCCCGCCAAAGAAAUCAUCGAGCAUGGACCCAAGGGCGAGUUGACUGGUCGCUUUCAGGCGUCGCAUCCUGGUUCAUACGCUGUAGUUGAUGCUUGGAAGAGAGAACCUCUAUUAGACAAAUCUGAAGGCGUUGAGAUUGAUUUUUAUGUUCAGCCUUGGAUGCUUGAUGCUCCCCAUCCCCAAGCUAUUUUAUCCAACCUUGACGCUGCGAAGAGCGCUGGUAUAGCUGUUCUUCUUGAUCGGGAUAAUCAGCUUGUUGUGUGGAUCGGUACCUCCAAUGGCGUUGAGGUCAAGAAGAUCGCCUCUUCAGCACGUGAACGUCGAUGGUUCCACGUUUGCAUCACUAUCAAACAGAAGGAGUUUCAGUUACAGCUCACCCACAUUGCUUCUGGAAACGAAACCGCUCCUUCAUCGACAACCGUUCAGACAUCUCUUUCCAGCACUCCCGUUCUUGACUCUGGUAGCCCGAUGUACUUUGCAGCUACCACAGCAGCCAGCCCAACAUCAACUUCACAACUACCAGUCCACUUCUUCAACGGCCGCAUCGAAGCUCCCCGCUUCAAGGCCUUGGGUCGAAAGAACUGGGACAUUGCGCUUUACGACUUCUCUGUUGGGAUUGACACAGAUGAAAUCUCUGAUAUUUCUGGCUCUGGUCUUGAUGGCGUUCUUGUCAAUGCGCCGACGCGGGCUAUUCGUGGACAAGACUGGGAUCACAAACUCAUUGGUCUCGGCUGGAAAGAAGCGACGUAUGGUUUCGGUGCUAUUCACUUUCAUGAUGAUGAUCUUGAUGACGCUGCGUGGGACACCGACUUUGAGUUCACUGUUCCUUCUAAUCUGCGCUCUGGCGCUUAUGCGAUCGAAGUUCAGGAUACGGAGUCAGAUCUCAGAGACUCCAUUGUUUUCUUCGUUCAGCCAAAGGAAGUUCGACCGCAAGCCAAGAUUGCUUUUGUCUUUUCGACUUUUACGUACCUCGCGUAUGCGAACGAGCAUAUGUACGAUGAGACCAAGUCAACACACAUCUCAUUCCCCGAGGGUGUUCAGCUCGUCGCGUCUGAUAACUAUUACAAGAUGGUGCGGCGCCAUGAUCUUGGUCUGGCUAUCUACGACCUUCACAGCGAUGGUUCAGGUGUGGUGUACAGUACCACCAAGCGACCGAUUCUGAACGUGCGGCCGGAUUAUAUCCAUUGGGGCUUUCAGCGACCACGAGAGUUCUCAGCUGAUCUACUAAUGGUUGGAUUUCUUGAGAAACAUUUCGGCGAUGGUUAUGACAUUCUCACAGACCAUGAUCUUCAUCUCCGCGGCCGUGCUGCAUUGUCUCAGUACGAUGUUGUCAUCUCUGGCUCUCAUCCGGAAUAUCCUUCUGCUGAGUCUCUUGAUGCUUAUGAGGGACAUUCCAAGAAUGGAGGAUCGCUGAUUUAUGCCGGCGGCAACGGAUUCUAUUGGAAGUCGGUGACAGAUCCCAAGAGACCCCAUCGGAUGGAAGUCCGACGCGCUGAUGUCGGUGCCCGAACCCAUGAAAACCCCCCAGGCGAGCGCCAUCACGCACUAAAUGGCCAACUCGGUGGCCUCUGGCGCUCAAUCGGGCGCCCACCUAACGAGCUCUGGGGCAUUGGCAGUUGCGCUUCGGGUAAAGGACCCGGUCGACCAUUCAUUCCAACCGACGAAGCCCUCAACAAUCCUUCGCUGGAGUGGCUCUGGAAAGGUCUUGACGAAGAAUCCCGAAAACUUCUUGGAACAAAGGGUCUUGCGGGAGGUGCAAGUGGCGAUGAACUCGAUCGUCUUGAUGUCUCCAUUGGUAGUCCCGCUAACGCGAUCCUGCUUGCUCGAACUCAUAUUCCCAUGAUCGGAACUCUUGGCUCAACUUCGCCGCUUGUGAGGAGCGACAUGGUAUACUAUGAGACGAAUGGAGGCGGUUCUGUUUUCAGUGUUGGUAGUAUCAACUGGAAUAACUCUAUGGCUUGGGAUGGGUAUCAAAACGAUGUCGCGCAGGUGACCGAGAAUGUCAUCCGAGAGUUCCUUGCCAGUGGUAAGAGGAGUGCAUUGGCAUGA
Molecule: messenger RNA, 2238 nt
Organism: Fusarium tjaetaba
Lineage: Eukaryota; Fungi; Ascomycota; Sordariomycetes; Hypocreales; Nectriaceae
Product: large subunit of dimethylformamidase
Exons: 4
Coding region: 1-2238 (745 amino acids)
Source: RefSeq, a predicted model, not a curated record